Adineta ricciae is the source of this 1761-nucleotide messenger RNA. Lineage: Eukaryota; Metazoa; Rotifera; Eurotatoria; Adinetida; Adinetidae. The record is from the annotation of a GenBank genome assembly.
AUGUGUUAUCAAGAUGUAUCAUUUCGAUGUGAAGAACAUUCAUGUCGACCAGAUGGUGAAACAUUUUCAUGUGGCGAUGGUCAAUGUGUGACAAGAUAUGAAUAUUGUCAUAGUGGUCGACAUCAAUUAUUGAUUGACUCAAUGAUGCAAAAAGGUGAUCUAAAAGAAGAGUGUUGGAUAACGAUGGUUUGUUUAACUAAACUUGUCAAAGAAAUUAAUGGAACAUCAUGUCAUCUAUGGUUGAUGAAUGCUUUUCCUAAUCGAUAUCUCCUACAAUGUCCUUCUUUCUUUCAGUUUCCAACUGUUCCUAUUUAUUCAGAUUAUGUCCAAUUUUUUUAUGAAAAUAUUUCCUUGCAAAGCAAUCUAACCAAUGAUUUUGCCCCUGAUUAUAUAUGUUAUACUGCAAAACGAUGCGAAUUUCAUCGAAAUGAUUCAAUUUACGGUGAUCUUGUUUGUAUAAAGGAAGCGGAUCCAUUCGUGAGACGUGAUAAUACUGCUAAAAAUCCUUGGAGUCAACUAAUACGAUGGAUUGAGCAAAAUUUUCGUCGCUGUUUUGUAUCAAAAAAUCUUAUUCGAAAUAAAACGACAUAUUUAAAUUACACAACACUUUACCAAUGUUCAAACUCGUUAAAAAUGAUUUCUUUACAUCGUAUCAAAGAUAGAAUAAUAGACUGUGUUGAUAAAGAUGAUGAAGACUUUUUCAAUAGUUGUCGAAUCAAUUAUCAACAUAGAAUCAAAUGUGGUGGAGCAGAGGAAUGUUGGUCACCAAUACAGAAAGAACACGCUUGUCGAUCGAGUUUCGAGCAGAGUAAAGAAAUUCUUCCAUUUCAAAGUUUUUGUGAUGGUAUCUCUCAUUAUUUUUAUCACAAUUUAAAAAGAGAAAUGCAUUUUGAAGAAGAUGAAUGUGAUAUGAAUAAGUUAUGUGAUAAUAUGUAUUCCCGUUGUGAUGGCUAUUGGGCAUGUCCAGACGGACGAGAUGAAUGGAACUGUACUCAAUCCAUAUGUCCAGCAACAAGUCAUCCAUGUAUAUCUCCUUAUAAUUAUACAAUAUCUUGUUUAAAUUAUACUCGUGUUAAUGAUGGAAAUGAUGAUUGUCUUGGAGCAACAGAUGAACAAGAAUAUUGUCGUCUCAUGUUUAACUCGCAUCGAUUCCCUCUUCGUUUUCGAUGUUUAAGCGAUACAGAAUGUUUAUCAUCAUCUGUACUAUGUGAUAAACAUGUUGAUUGUCUGCAUUUGAAAGAUGAUGAAGAAUUUUGUAAACAUCAUUCAUUUACUUGUCAAUACAAGAAUAUAUCAUAUCAACGAAAUCAAAUUGAACAAAUCUUAUGUGGAUUAAAUGAAAAUAAUCAACAUCAUAUAAAAUUCUUUUCAGUUAUUACUUCAUCACCUUAUCCGAUUUCGACAAAAUUAUCCAAUCACAAUGAUCAAAUUGAUUCUUUAAAAAUAAAUAAAGAAAAAGAAGAUGAUGAUUCUAUUGAUAUAAAAAAGAAUCUAAUAUACUCAAAAGAAGAUCAACAAUGGUCUCAUUAUUGUAAUCGUGGAAUAAUGAUUAAAAAAGAGUUUAAUAAUAAAAGUUCAUAUGAAUGUUUAUGUUCAUCAAGUUAUUAUGGUCAAUUUUGUCAAUAUGAAAAUCAACGAAUAAGUUUAUCAUUGAAAUUAAGUUCAAUAAAUCGUUAUGAAAUUUAUGAAAUUCUUAUUUUAUUACUUAAUGAUAAACAAAAUCAAAUAAUAACAUAUUCACAAUUUCAAUAUAUUNUAUAA